AUGCAAUCCGAAGACAAUGAGUGGUAAAAAGUGGUUCAGACCACCACCAAAAUAGAUUAAUAAAUCAAGAAUAUCAAAUUGAGAUUAUAGUCAGCAUUGACAUAGCUUAUCAUUCAAUCCGAAGAAAAUAAUAAAAUUAGCAAUCCUGAACCAAUCCUUCCAAAAACCAAUGUUCCUUUGAUCAUACAACAUACCAGCAGAUCUAUUGAAAAGAGAGACAAACCUGCAAUCAGACAGUGUGCAUCUAAAUCUCCUAUUAGAACCCCUGAAACUACGGACUGCCCAUCUCCAAUUUCAUCAAUAGCUCAUAAUUCCCUUCUAAGAAUGUAAUUGAAGGCAGCAGAAGUGUUAAGUCCAAAAUAUCAAAAUAUAUCGGAUAGAUUCCAUAUAGGCAAAUUUUUGGGUAAAGGCAAAUUUAGUGAUGUAUUUUAAGCAUAGUAAAAUACUAAUUUAAAUUAGAGAGAAAUCAUCAAAAGUGUUAGUGGCUUUAAAAGUAAUUCAAAAGAGUGUUAUCAGCAAAUAUAAAAUGGAGGCCCAAUUGGCCCAUGAAAUAAAAAUUUAGAGUUAUCUCAAUCAUCCAAAUAUACUUAAACUAUAUGGUGUAUUCUAAGAAUAAACUAAAGUAUUUAAUUGAAGAUUAUUAGAUUGUUUUAAUUUUAGAAUAUGCACCAGAUGGAGAGUUAUACAAGUUGCUUAAGAAACAACCAAAUCGUAGAUUCAGUGAAAAUAAAGCUGGAAACUAUAUUGCAUAGAUUGUGGAAGGGAUUUCGUACAUGCAUAAAAUGAAAGUGAUUCAUAGAGAUAUCAAACCAGAAAACAUAUUAAUUAGUCUAGUAAUAAAGAUGAAUUAAAUUAGUAAUUUCUAAAAAUAGCUGAUUUUGGAUUAGCUACAUAUUCACCAGAAUCUAAACCCAGGUAAUCCUUUUGCGGCACAAUUGAUUAUAUGUCUCCAGAGAUAGCUUCUGGGUAAGACUAUGAUCACUCAGUUGACUUGUGGUCGAUAGGCAUCCUAGCGUAUGAAUUGACUACAGGAACCACACCUUUUUAUUAAUCAUCUAAAGAAGAUACCAUGAGGAAGAUCAUAGAAGGUCGAGUUGAUUUCCCUAAAUAUGUUUCGAAUGAAUUAUAAGAUUUUUCAAAGUGCUGUUUGAGGAAGGAUCCCUCAUAAAGGUUGAGAUUGGAAUAGAUGGCUGUUCAUAAAUGGAUUCAAAUGAAUCAUUAGGCUGGGGGAUAGUAUGAUCGAAUGCUUGUUUAAUAAUUGGUAACAAUACUGAAAUGAUUUAUGUGAUUAUGUGAAAAUUUGUUUUAAUUUUAUUAUAAAUUAAUGAGAAGUAAUAAUUAGCGCGAGAAUCAAGAAAAAAGAGUAAGGAAACCAAAUCGAUAUAAAGUAAAAUUUGUAUUUUGAAUCAAAGCAGUUUUAAGAUGAGGAGGAAAUAGAUUAAAUAAUCAAAUCAUGUGAGAAAGCACAAAAAUCUAGGAAACUAAGAAAAUUAAGCCAGGAGUCUUCAAUAGAGGUAGAUGAAGAAGAGGAUGAAUAAUCAGAUAGUUAAUAUGAAUCAGAUUAUAAUGAAGAUUAUUGUUGGAAAUGUAGGUAAAAGAAUAGACCUUUAUUGUGUUGUGAUUCAUGCUACAGAUCAUUUCAUAUGGCAUGUGUAGGAAUCAAAAAGAUGCCUCCAGGUUCUUGGUAUUGUCCAUAAUGUUGUCAAUAUGAGUAAUCUUAUUGUCCCUAUUGUGACGAAUAAAGUACAAAUGAAAAGAUUAUAUGUUCAAAAUGUAAUACUUUUAUUCAUUUUGAUUGCAUUUUGAAAGACAUUCCCUUUGAAGCCAUUCUCAGAUCGCCUGCCAAUCGAAAACAGAUUUCAGAAGAACAAUUUUCAUAAUUAUUAUUGGCUGAUAGACCCACAAAGACUUCGCCAUUGAUCUUUCAUUGCUGUUUAAGAUGUUUAUAAAGCUUUGGAGUUGGGUAAAUCUUGACUCAUUUGAAAUUCAAAGAAAAAUAAUGUUAUUUAAUUUUACUUGAAUAAUCAUCAUAUUUACAUUGCCACUUUUUUAGUUAAGCAUAAGUACAAACAGUUAAUCAAAGGAAAUUGAAAAACUAUGUUGAGAAAAACGAAGGAAAAUAAGAUACACUAGAAAAUGAUAAUGAUGCUGACUUACAGGCAUCUCUAAAUUAUAUUGAAGAAGACAUCUUAGAAUAUUUAGAACCUGAACGAAUUAUCGGAUGUAAAAGAGGAGCAAAUGAUCAAAAGAAAACAUGGAGAGAAAUCUAUAAUUAGGAAAUGCCUAAGAUAACACAAUAUGGAACUAAAAACAAUUACAAAUUUUUAAUUAAAUGGUCUCGAAUGUUUUAUGAAGAGAGUAGUUGGGAAGAUGCAUAUUUUAUAAUGGAAAAAAAUAGGGAUGAAUUUAAAAGAUUCUUAAAAUCAAAAAUAUUAGAAGAAACUUAUGGCACUCCAGAAUACGAGUAGUUCAUUAAGCAAUUCUUGAAAGUGCCUCAAGGUAAAAGUAAGAAGAACUAACCUGUAUGGAUCACUGGAGGUCAAUUACAUUCAUUUCAACUCUAAGGAUUAUAAUGGUUAUAAAAAUCAUAUGAAACAAAUAACAAUGUAAUUCUUGCAGAUGAAAUGGGAUUAGGUAAAACCAUCCAAACUAUUUCCUUUUUGAACUUUUUGUAAUAUGAAUAUAAAAAGUCAGGACCAUUUCUUAUUAUUGGACCAGCUACAAUUUUAUAUAAUUGGUUGAAGGAAUUAAAAAAAUGGGCAGAAACUUUUAAUGUCAUUGUUUAUACAGGUAAUUAGGAAAGUAGAGACAUUAUCAAAGCAAAAGAAUUUUAUUAUAGUAAUAACAAUAAUGUGUGUAAAUUUAAUGUCUUGAUCACUAGUUAUGAUAUUGCUAUUAUUGAUUAAGCAAUAAUUAAAAAGAUUAAUUGGGAAUGCUUAAUUGUAGACGAGGCUCACAGAUUAAAAAACAACGAUUCCAAAUUCUUCAAGGUUUGUUCUCAAUUUUCUAGUCAACACAUUAUCUUAUUAACUGGCACUCCAUUGCAAAAUAAUCUACAAGAACUUAUUAACCUUAUUGAAUUCAUUGCUCCUUAAAAGGUUAAAUAACUUAAAAAAGAACAAUUAAAUGUUUUAUUCAAUAAUCAGGAUCUAGAUGACUUUUAGGAGGUUAAAAAGACUACACUUACAGAAUUAAAUUCCUUAUUAAAGCCUCAUAUUUUAAGGAGAACAAAGGCUGAUGUCAAAUUGUAAGUUCCUGAAAUGGAAGAAAUUAUUAUCAAGUUGUGCUUGACAGAUAAAUAGAAGUUCCUCUAUAAAAAUGUUAUGUUAAGAAAUUAUGAAAAAUUAAAAGUUUUAGAUUAAAAAAAGGGAGCCAGCAAGGCAAAUUUAUUAAAUAUUUUAAUGUCUUUGCGUUUAGUAUGUAACCAUCCUUAUCUAUUUACUUAUAAACGAGAAUUUCCUAAUGAGGACAUUGAAGAAAUGAUUAAUUAAUCUAAUAAAUUGAAGUUUGUGGAUAGAAUCAUACCCAGAUUAUUGGAGAUGUAGCAUAAAAUGCUUAUUUUCAGUUAAUUUACAAUGAUGCUUGAUUUGAUGCAACAUUAUCUACAAUUAAGAGGAUAUAGCUAUGAAAGAUUGGAUGGAACUACAAGUAUUAUGGAUAGGUAAAGAAUAAUAGAUUCAUUUAAUAAUUCAACUGGUAAAUCUAAAAUAUUCUUACUAUCAACAAGAGCAGGUGGAUUAGGAAUUAAUUUAACAUCUGCUGAUACAAUUAUCUUUACUGAUAGUGAUUUUAAUCCUUAUAGAGAUCUUUAAGCAAUUAGCAGAGCUCACAGAAUGGGUUAGACAAAUAAAGUGAAAGUUUUUAGAUUAGUAAGUAAAUACACAGCUGAGGAAAGAAUAAUUUAGAUAGCUACUAAAAAAUUACUUUUGGAAGAAAUCAUAAUUAAUCCCAUUAAUAAAUUUACUAAGGAUGAUUUCUAAUCAAUCUUUAAAGAAAGUACUUGGGAAUUGUUUAAUAAAAAUUUAGAGGAGAAGGACUAAGAAUUUACUGAUGAAUAAUUAAAUAUUUUAUUAUAAAGAGAUAUUGAAUAGUAAUCUGAUUAGCAAUACGUUAAUUUAAAAAAGAAUGAUAUUAACGAUUAUUAUUUGUCAGGAUUUAAAUUUACAAGUUUCAAUUUGGAACAAAUAGAAAAGGAAGGAGAGGAGAGUCAUUAGAAUGUGAAUUUGGAUAAAUAUUGGGAGACCUUCUUGGAUGAAGAAGCAAAAGAAUUUGCAGAAAAAGAAUAGGAUGAAUUUGGAAAAGGUAAAAGAUUGAAAAAGUAAAAUAUGCCAAACUAUCACGAAGAUUAUCAUCAAUGUACAUUAUAUAAGAGAAUAUUAUUAGUUUCAUCAUCUUAAUAUAGUCCAUCUGAUUAGAGCCAAGGAACUGGAUCUGAAUAAGAAAAUGAUGAGAAUAAGAAGGAUUAAAAAGUAGUAUCUGAAAGAAUGUAGAAGUUGAUCGACAAGGAUUUACAAAUCAUGAGAUUUUUCUAAUAAACUGUUCUGGAGCAUUCUGAAUUAGCAUAACUUAGUGUAGACAAUGAUAUUGUGACAUAUGGUUUUACUGCUUAUCAUAGAUUAGAAUUUCUUGAUUUUGUUUUAUCAUUUGGAAUGGAUUUCGAUUCUAUAGAUUAGUUUUAUUAAGUGUAAUACUCUAAUGUUAUCAUAUUUUAGAUUACAAAGAGAGAAACCCUAAUGUUUUUCAGCUGAGUAUAAACCUAGUAAUGACGAAUUUAAAAAGUACGUUAAGGAAUUUUACUCUCUCCUUUUAGAUUAUGAAUAAUUUAAAGAGAAAAAAAAUAUUGCAUUUUGUAAAAUAAAUCCCAAGGACAUAUUUUAUCGAAUUUGUGGAUUGAUGUAUUUGAAAAAGAAAUAUUAAUUCUACUAAAAUAGAUAAGCAAAGUUUACAAUAAAGCAUGAAAGUACAUAUAAUCAAUAUCAAUUUAAUUAGGCUACCAAAAAAACAAAGUGCAAAAGGAUUAAGAGUAAAUUAUAUACAAAAAUGAGGAGUGGACUAAUUUUGAUGAUUUUACCCUUUGUAAAUAUAUCGCUGAAAAAGGUUUUAAUGCAAGUAUUUGAUUUUAUUAUUGUUCAAGUUGAUUAAAUUGUGGAAGAUCAGGGCUACUUUUAAUUUGCUUCAGAGUUACAGGAAUUUCCAUUCUGGUUCAAACUAUUCAGAAAGAUUGAGUAGGUGUAAUUCGAAUAGAUUUAAAAUGAAGAAUAAGUGAAGAAGUAUCUGAAGUAUUGGAUGUAGUAGAGGUGUUUAAUGCUAAUGAGUUUAAUUAUUGAUUCUGAAGAAUGA
Molecule: messenger RNA, 5340 nt
Organism: Paramecium octaurelia
Lineage: Eukaryota; Ciliophora; Oligohymenophorea; Peniculida; Parameciidae
Source: the annotation of a GenBank genome assembly